AUGGGAUCUUCAAUCAACUACCCUGGUUUUGUGAGCAAGCCGCAUUCAAAAAGUGACAAUAAAGAUAAUGUAUUGAAUCAGAGUGCAAGACAAGGUCAAGGUUCUAAUCAUCAAAAUAUGAUUGUCGAGAGGGACGACUCCAAACUGUUUAGGCAGCAUUUUAGUGCCAAAGCAAAUUCUAAGAAGGUUCCCCCUAUAGCUACACCAUUAGCAACUUCUAAUCUAUCUUUGGCUUUAAAGAGCGGUGCUAAUGGCAGUAAACCGAAUGAAGGUACUCAUGGGGAAGCAGCUGAAGAGAUUGUAGAAGAUGAAGAUGAAGAUUAUUCUUCAUGUGAUGAAAAAAACGAGGAAUCUUUGAAAGAUUAUAAGCCAGGUGGUUAUCAUCCCGCUUUCAAAGGUGAAAAAUACAAGAAUGGUAGGUACAUCCUUGUGAGGAAGUUAGGAUGGGGACAUUUUUCGACUGUUUGGUUGGCAAAGGAUUCACAAAGUCUCAAGAAUACUCAUGUUGCAAUGAAGAUUGUUAGAAGUGACAAAGUUUAUACAGAGGCAGCAGUUGAUGAAAUCAAGCUGUUGAAAAGGGUACGAAGUAAUAUUGGGGAAGAUGUAUUGGGGUCCCAGUAUAUCCUACGACUCUUGGAUAACUUUAUUCAUUCUGGGCCCAAUGGAGAUCAUAUAGUCAUGGUCUUUGAAGUGUUGGGAGAAAAUUUGCUAGCUCUUAUCAAGAAGUAUGAGCAUCGUGGAAUUCCAAUGAUUUAUGUUAAACAAAUUUCCAAACAGCUACUAUUGGGUUUGGAUUAUAUGCAUAGGCGGUGUGGUGUUAUACACACCGAUAUCAAGCCCGAGAAUGUAUUGAUGGAGAUUGGUGACGUCGAGGGAAUAGUGGAAAUGGUUGAAUUGAUGGAUAAACAAAAGAAAGAUCUUAAAAGAGUGCAUAAACAAACUUCGGUUGACUGGUCGUCAUCUUCAUCGCCUUACAAAUCGCAAUCUAAUCAGCCAUUGGCUUUGGUUUCAACUAAUUCAUCCACCAAUAUCUUAGAGUCCACUACGCCACUGCAAAAAGUUCCAAGCAGAAGACCAAGAAGGCAUUCAAUGAUUACAGGUUCGCAACCUUUACCAUCACCUUUGAGCUCCACUAAUUUCCACGAGAUGAAAGCACAAUUCCUAGGGCAAAGUAAUUCCAGUAGCCUCUCAUCAUCCCAAUGGCAAAGUUUUGUUCACUCAAAGAGCAAUGUUGCCAUCCCUCAUUCAAAUAGCAUGCUAAAUGGGAACCGAAGUACCCAAAUUAACGAAGAACAGCUGGCAAACUCCCUUUCAUCACUAGAUAUAUCCCAAGGUGAAGAAGCUAUGGGGGAUCCGAUGAAUCCUACAUCUUUACCAACCACCGAUACCAAUGUUAUAGAAAUUAAGAUUGCUGAUUUAGGAAAUGCCUGUUGGUAUGAUGAACAUUAUACUAGUUCUAUUCAGACUAGAGAAUAUAGGGCACCAGAAGUUUUAUUGGGGGCUCCAUGGGGCUGUAGUGCGGACAUUUGGUCCACUGCUUGCCUAAUCUUCGAGUUGAUUACUGGUGACCUUCUAUUUGAGCCUGACGAGGGUCAUUCCUAUUCCAAGGAUGAUGAUCAUAUUGCACAAAUCUUAGAGUUGCUCGGUGAGCUUCCUUCUUACUUGCUUAAUGAAGGCAGGUACACGAGGACUUUUUUCAAUUCUAGAGGUCAAUUGAGGAAUAUCUCAAAGCUGAAGCAUUGGCCACUGAAGUCGGUGCUAACGGAGAAAUACAAUUUCUCACCAGAGGAAGCCCAAGAGAUAAAAGAUUUUCUAUUACCUAUGUUACAUCUAGAUCCAAGAAAAAGAGCAGAUGCAGGUGGGAUGGUGAACCAUCCAUGGCUGAAUGAUACUUUGGGGAUGGAAAAUAUCGGUCUACCUGAUAGGAAACUUUACGAAAGCGGUUCAGACAUUCCUGGCUGGUAUCAAGAAGUGACAGGUCAUCCAAGACAUUGA
Messenger RNA from Torulaspora delbrueckii, 1995 nucleotides. It is a transcript of the gene SKY1, whose product is annotated as serine/threonine protein kinase SKY1. The record is from RefSeq and is a predicted model, not a curated record. Gene Ontology annotation, molecular function: protein kinase activity; ATP binding. The coding region runs from base 1 to 1995 and encodes 664 amino acids. Lineage: Eukaryota; Fungi; Ascomycota; Saccharomycetes; Saccharomycetales; Saccharomycetaceae. The transcript has a single exon. Gene Ontology annotation, biological process: protein phosphorylation; regulation of mRNA processing; spliceosomal complex assembly.